AUGUCUUCACAACCUCGACGCAGGCCACCACCGACCCUGCGAGUCCGGACAGGCUGUCUGACAUGUCGGCGGCGAAAGAAGAAAUGUAAUGAGGAUAAACCCACCUGCAAUGGAUGCCGCCGGAACAGACUGUGCUGCGAAUGGGCAUCCACAGAGAACGGCCGGCAGAAGAGAAAUAGCAGUGGUCGUGACGCUGUUGCUGACAACGACAACGGUGCUUUCGAUCUUGACGAGGAAAGUAGGGAUGACUCCAGAGCGAACAUGUCUGGCGUCUUCCCCGAUGAGACGGACGCAGACCAUUCAGAUAUUCCUCAAGUCAUCCCAUCAGAUAGCGAGCACUUCAUUUCGGACGUGGAGUACACGUUCUAUGGCAAUCUGACUGGAGACACAACUGAAAUCCAAAUCCCUCGAAGUCCAGCAAUGGCUAUCUCAACAGCACUCAUGAGCGCUGGAGAUUCGACUGAGAACGAGGGCUUGCUCAGUUUCUAUCUUGCUAGGACGGCUACAAGCAUGAGCAACGGCUCCACCGACCACAACCCGUUUGUGGUGGAGAUUAUUCCGCUGGCUUUUGGAAAUGGCCUCAUCUUGCAGGCUAUCUUGACACAGAGUGCAGCGCACCGAACAGUCGAUGAUCGAUCGCAGGGUCUGGAAAUCGCUCACCGACACUACUCACGAUCGCUGAGACUACUCCACCAAGCUCUGAGCAGUUUCACAGGCGUAGACGAGACUCAAAACAUUGGCAUGGCUAUGGCAGCUUUGAUCAUGUGUUUCACGGAGACCGCGCGCGGUGACACUCAUGGUGCCAUUUUCGAUCACUUGCUUGCCGCCAAGCCGUUGAUACAGAAAGUCUUGAGCAGCAGCGCGUUGUCAGGCGGCCUGAAAGAUUUCAUCGCUGAGUACUAUGUCUAUACGGCGACUCUUAGUUUGAUCUCUGUCGACGCUCGAUUUGGGAGCCUCACCUUUCUCGACCCUGAGCUGGAGGUUCAGGCAUGGCGGCUACUUGAGAAGCGAUACCUUGGUCAUCUCUGUGGCGUCUGGUUGGAGCUUCUGCUCUUGAUACCUCGCAUCUGGAUGUAUCCAUCUUCCGACGAUGUUGCCCUAAUCGGGUUUCUACACCAUAAGAUCCAGUGUUUCCACCCUCCUGCUGAUGCUGGAACGGAUGUCGCAGCUGCAAGCCGGGUGUACCAACAGGCAAUGCUGUUGUAUCUCUGGACAACCCUUUCAAAUGUUGGGAGUCUUGCCGAAGGACCAUAUUCUGGCAUGAUCAAGCAAGUACUCUCUGGCGCCAUGGCCUGCCUCGAGCAAAUACCAUUCGAUGGCCGCGUCAACACAAGUCUUUGUUGGCCUCUUGCAGUUAUUGGUGUCUGUACAACGGACGAAUUUCAAAAGAUGCUGAUAAGGUCUCGGCUCUUGGUAAUGAAACAAACGAUCAAACUUGGCAAUAUCAAGCAAACUCUCGUUCUUCUCGAACAUGCUUGGGCAUCUCCAUCGCUACACCAGGGGCCAUGGUCUCUCGGUCGCAUUAUGCAAGAAAACGAGAUUUGGAUAUCCUUUGCUUGA
Zasmidium cellare ATCC 36951 is the source of this 1560-nucleotide messenger RNA. RefSeq lists its product as uncharacterized. Gene Ontology annotation, biological process: positive regulation of transcription by RNA polymerase II. The record is from RefSeq and is a predicted model, not a curated record. Gene Ontology annotation, molecular function: DNA-binding transcription factor activity, RNA polymerase II-specific; zinc ion binding; transcription cis-regulatory region binding. The transcript is spliced from 2 exons. Gene Ontology annotation, cellular component: nucleus. Bases 1 to 1560 code for a protein of 519 amino acids. NCBI's taxonomy places the organism in Eukaryota, Fungi, Ascomycota, Dothideomycetes, Mycosphaerellales, Mycosphaerellaceae.